Cornus florida is the source of this 912-nucleotide messenger RNA. RefSeq lists its product as uncharacterized. The coding region runs from base 1 to 912 and encodes 303 amino acids. The transcript has a single exon. NCBI's taxonomy places the organism in Eukaryota, Viridiplantae, Streptophyta, Magnoliopsida, Cornales, Cornaceae. The record is from RefSeq and is a predicted model, not a curated record. Gene Ontology annotation, molecular function: nucleic acid binding; zinc ion binding.
AUGGCAGAUUCAGAGUCCUCGACUGUUAAUUCUCUUGGCUCACGUUCUGUGGGUGGUGGUGCCAUUUUUCCCACCAACUCAUCAGAAAAUCCAGGACUUCAAAUCACCACAGUGAAGUUGGAUGGUUCCAACUAUUUGAUUUGGGCACAGUCUGCCAAGAUGUUCAUUGGUGGCAAAGGCAAGAUUGGCUAUAUUACUGGUUCUGAGAAAGAGCUAGCUGAGUCAGAGAAGGCAUAUCCACAGUGGUUUGCAGAUAAUGCUAUGGUUAUGUCUUGGCUAGUCAAUUCGAUGCAACCAAACAUAGUUGUUGGUUAUAUGUUUAUGAAGACUGCUAAGCAGAUUUGGGAUUCAGUUCAACGCACUUAUUCUCAGAGGCAGAAUAAUGCACGAAUUUUCCAACUGGGGCGAGAUAUCACCAGGAUUUCUCAGAGUGACUUGACAGUUUCAGGUUACAUCGCCAAGCUUCGUGCUAUUUGGGAGGAGAUGUCAUAUUAUGAUUCCUUCCACUCUUGGAAGGAUCCAGAUGAUGCAGUUUUAUAUGCAGGAAUUGUGGAAAAGAAUCGAGUGUUUCAGUUUCUUGCCGGGUUGAACGACGAGUUUGAGUAUGCUCGUAUUCAUUUAUUGGGCUUAUCUUCAUUCCCUACUCUUAAGGAUGCAUAUUCCCAUGUGUUGUCAGAUGAGAGCCGCCGGACUCAUCCAUUAGGUGUUACUUCUGUUGAUCGUUCUGCUAUGGCAGUUCGGAUUCCCAACCUUUCAGGAACUUCACCAUCCCAGUCAAUUCAGAGCACUACCACCGGUCCUCCUCUGGGACGACAACGUGGACGGUGUGACCAUUGCGGAAAAAUUGGUCACAUCAAAUCUCGUUGUUAUGCUCUACAUGGACGUCCACCGCAACAGAAACAACAGCCUUGA